This is a messenger RNA of Sander lucioperca (pikeperch), 3134 nucleotides long. Its product is annotated as DNA ligase 1-like. The record is from RefSeq and is a predicted model, not a curated record. The coding region runs from base 1 to 1386 and encodes 461 amino acids. NCBI's taxonomy places the organism in Eukaryota, Metazoa, Chordata, Actinopteri, Perciformes, Percidae. The transcript has 7 exons.
AUGACGGUAGAAAAUGCGAGUGUAGCUCUGCAGGCUGCUCUGGUGACAAGCCCGCACUGCCUCAACUGUAACGUCAGCCCUUGUUAUUCUUCUUACCGUCCUAUUGAACAACAUAAUUGCAAAUUACAGCUCCGCACAGUGGGAAGCCGGCCAGUUACCUCACCCCUUAAUGAUGCAAAGGUUGAAUGUAUUAUUCAGGAGACACUGAACGAAGACGGGUCUCAACAUGAGUGUGACCCACAGCUAGCAGAGGAACUUGAUGAAGUGCAAAGACACCAGGGCCUGCUCAGGGAGCUGCAGAGGCUGGCUGGUGAUGAGCAAGAAGACGACAAUGAGCAGGAUGAGUAUAACCUGGCUGAUGAUGAGAGCGACUUCGAGCAGGGGGAUGAGGAGACGGAGGAGGAGAGAGACCUGACCAGCCUCCCGAAAGAGACAGAGGAAAAGAAAGAAGACAAGACAGAGGCAGAUGACACCAAGGAGAAGAUAAUGGAGGAGCCCCGGAUUGAAGACAGAGGGAGGGACAAUGAAGAAGAGCGAGCCAAGGAGCUUGAGGAGCUGCUAGCUGAAGAGAUCACCAAGGAAGGGAAGGAGGAGCGGAACGAUGAAGAGCUCAAAGAACUGCUGAAAGAGCUGAAGAAGAAACGCUACGAGGCGGUGAAAGAGAGGGAGAUCCAGAAAGGCUCUGGGGCAGAGCAGGAGGAAGAGGUGGAGAAAAAGAAGGAACAGGAGGACAAGGAGAAGAAGGGAAAAACAGCGGAGGACUUGGAGAAGCAGAGGAUUGAGGAGAGGAGGAAGAACGAGGUGGAACUGAUGGGGGAGAGGGAGAAGGUGGAGAAGGAGCUGAAGGAGCUGCUCAAAGAAAGAAAGGAAAGCAAGGGCAAGCCGGAGCAGGAGAGGGAGAGGAAGGAGAAGCAGGAGGAGCUGGACGAACUCGUCAGGAAGAUGAAACGGGUGCAGGAGGAGGACGAGCAAGAGACGCACGGCAACAAGAAAGAGGACGGCGUGGACGAGAGGACAGCAGAGGAGAAGAGCGAGAAGAAGGAGGGUGAAGAGGAUAAGGUGCCCGAUGAGAAAGCAGAGAAUGAAGUCAAGAAGAAGGAGGCGGUGGCGGCGGCAGAGGUGAAGGAGCCGCUGCAGAAGAGAGUGAUGGAGAAAGCGAGCGAUGAAGCCACGCGGCAGUUUGAGCGGGAGAGGUACAAGAAUGCGGAUGAGGAGGAUGGGGACGAGGAAGAUGAGGAUGAAUAUAUCAGAGAGGAUGAGGAGGGGCAGGAGGAGGAAGAUGAUGAGGAGGGUAACGCCGAAGAAGAUGAAGGGGAGGAGCUGCUGGAGAUUGAAGCAGAGUUGCGCAAAGUCGCUGCAGAGCUGAGGGAGUUUCGCAGAGGAUAAGACACACACACACACACACACACACACACACACACACAGACUGACAAAAUCCUUUGUUGCAGUCAAAGUCACACAUUCAGCUCACACUCACACACCAUUUUACAGCCUUCAAAUCCCCACAGCACUCAGAGAAAUGUCUUCAGAUGUGAAUCUGUAAAUGGACAUCAGUAGAAACUGUACAUACUGUUGUUUAAUUUCUGCUUUAAGAUUGCCUGGAAAAUAUGUCUGAGUGUUAAGGAAAAAGAGACACAUUUUCCUGAGAAUCUAAAAGAUAUGUGUCCAUCUCCACUCGUGUCCCUGUCUCUGUACCUGUAAAUGCUGUUUGUAAGGUAGACAGGUGAUUUCCCUCCAGUUGUAAAACGCCAUGGAUGCAAAGCAUUCAGCACUUUUAUUCGAAUGUUGUUUUUGACUGCAGAUUGCCAACAGCACAAACACCAUCGUCUUUGAAAUCAUGAAUACUGGCAAGCAGCGCUUCUUUUCUACGAAGGUAUCAUCCUCCAUGGUGUGUGGGAAAAACAGAUUCCCUACUAUAAGUAACGUGUGUAUUUCAAUAUAUAUUUUGUGCGAUAACUGAUAACUAUGUGUAAGCUGUUCUUGCCCUUCCGACUGUUAACGAUAUGUAUUACUGAUAUUUCUACACAGGAGUAAGUCAUGAUUUCCUCUUUGUUUCUUUGAUGAUAAAGUAGAAACAAGGACUGUGUUUCAUUUGGCUGUUGCACUGUUAAAACCCGACUGUUUGUGAUGAACCAGGGUGACACGAACAAAACACAGCGUUGAAAUUCUGACACUUGUGUCAGAUGUUAAGUUUGUUUUGUGCGUGGUUAGUGUGUGACCACAGGAUGUGAUGUACUUAGAGCUUACAAGGUCUGAAAGUGUCACUUCAGGUUCUCAGCCAGCUUUGCACUCUUAUCUUAACAAGCCAAGGAGGAGUUGAGGGAAGAGGGAGUCACUAAAGCCAUUUUGUUGUCUUUUGGUGACAGCAACAAUGACAAUAACAUUUAUAAAUGCUCAGUAUUGUUCCGUCAAAGUUGUCAUAGCUGUCAUGUAAUUUGUGUAAAUAUCCGAUAUCAUGGUCUGUAAGCCAAGGUCAUAGGAAAUAUGAAGCAACAGCGCCCCCUAGAGGACACUGGGUAGAAAUGCACACGCCGCAGGAUAAACAGGGUUACCAUUGGAGGCCCACUUACUGCAAUAACACAAUAUAGACUAGAGCACAUGUGAAUGCAAUAAUUAGCCAAAUAAUGAAUGAUUUCAUGUAUUUUAAUAUGUUAUCAAAGUGCAUCAUAUAGCAGAUACAAUCUCUCUUUUUCUACACAGCCAAGAUUUACAAUACAUUUAUGUAUUUGAACACUGGCAAAGUAGCCGGUUGGUCAACUUGUGUAAACACGUAGUGAUAAUAACACACAAGAUCAGUCAACACGGAUGAGCUCAUUACUGUCUAUUCCAAAGAUGAGAUGUUUGUUCACUUGAUAAAAAUGAAAAAAAUGAAUGUACUGUAGUUUUCUUUUUCUUUUUUUAGUGCAAAAUUGUUUCCACAAACUGUAUCUUACAAACCAGCAAGAAAGAUGUAGGAAAUGUCUGUGUGGGGGGGGGACAUAAGGGCAUAGAUGACAUUUUGAUCAUUAGGAAACAAACAAUUAUAACAAAAACACCAUUUGUAAUAUUACUGGCCAAUCAGAGUGCUGUAUUUUGUGCCUGCUGUAACUUCUUCUAUGCUACCUGUCAAUCAAUAAACGGAAAGUGUAUUAAAC